AUGAUAGAUUCUGAAUGGGUGUUUGAUUUCGUUAGUGGAAGUGAAGGAAGUGAUGAUGAUCCACUUGUUCACUUUGCUUUGUUUGCAGAUUCUGAUCCUGUGUCAUUUUCUAAUGCCAUAAGAGAACCAAAAUGGCAUAAAGCCAUGGAUGAGGAAGUCAAAUCUAUUGAGAAGAACAAUACUUGGGAGUUGACAGAGCUUCCACAAGGGCACAAGACGAUUGGUGUCAAAUGGGUUUUUAAGACAAAGUUGAAUGAGAAAGGUGAGAUUCAUAAGCACAAAGUACGCUUGGUGGCGAAAGGUUACAAGCAAGAGUACGGCAUUGACUACACAUAA
Molecule: messenger RNA, 336 nt
Organism: Prunus armeniaca (apricot)
Lineage: Eukaryota; Viridiplantae; Streptophyta; Magnoliopsida; Rosales; Rosaceae
Source: the annotation of a GenBank genome assembly